CUUUUCUUUAACACUCAUUUUAUUAACACCCAAUUAUCUUUGAAAAUAUGCCUCACAAAAAAAUAGUGAUUCUCGCAUUUUAUUAUUAUAAACCUAUCUUCACAGACGAAUAAACAUAUCAAAUAAUCAAUUAUAACUCUUUCCGUGUUUAUAGAAUAUUUUAUUCAUAUAAAUAUUAACAUUCAUAAAUUGAGUUAUGUCAUGUUUUUCAGGUGGAUGAGUUCAGUAACAAAAUAGCUCAAGUUUUUCAUCAAUCAGGAUUUAAGAAAGGAGAUGUGGUUGCCCUUGUUAUGACAAAUCAACCACAAUACGUUUGUAUUUGGCUUGGUCUUGCUAAAAUAGGUGUGGUUACAGCUCUUAUCAAUUCCAAUCUUACCAGCAAACCUCUAAGCCAUUGCAUCAGAAGUGCAUUAUGUAAAGCAGUAAUAUUCUCAGAUGAUCUCUCCACAGCUGUUUAUGAUGUUAAACCCGAACUGCCAGAGUACAUAAAAUAUUUUCAACUUGGCAAAUCAGAAACACCAGAAGGCAUCAUAAACCUUAAAAUGUCAAUGCAAAAUGUACCCAAUACAGUCCCGAUAGAACAUAAAAUUCAACACGAUGAUCAAUUUGUAUAUAUUUACACAUCUGGUACUACUGGUCUGCCUAAAGCUGCUAUAUUUCCACAUUCAAGGUUCAUUUUAGUAUCGUUUCUUUCUGAAGACGUCCUUGGUAUAACAAGUGAUGAUGUAUUAUACAAUGCUCUUCCUCUUUACCAUUCUGCUGGAGGUUUGGUAGGUGUUGGAGCGGCCAUUAUGACCGGAGCUACUGUAGUAUUGAGGACAAAAUUUUCAGCAGCUAAUUUUAUUUCUGAUUGUGCUCAUUAUAAAUGCACAACUGCACUGUAUAUUGGAGAAAUAUGCCGCUAUUUGCUUGCUGUCCCCGAGAAACCUACUGAUAAGCAACACUGUUUGAGGAUGAUUACCGGGAUCGGUCUUAGGCCUAUAAUUUGGCGGGAAUUCGUUGAAAGAUUUAACAUACCAAAGGUAAUGGAGAUGUAUGGGUCUACUGAGGGCAACUUGCUAUUCGUUAACUAUGAUAACAAAAUUGGUGCUAUUGGUUUUAUACCGCAAAUCAUCCCUAAAUUUUUCUCAAGAUCCAUUGGUGCUAUAAUACGUGUUAAUCCUGAUACUAUGGAACCCGUCAGGGGAAAUGAUGGAUUAUGUAUAGAAUGUGACAUUGAUGAACCAGGAAUGUUUAUAGGGAUUAUUCCUUAUGAAAACUCUGUUAAAAAAUUUCAUGGUUAUUUAGAUAGAGCUGAAUCAAGAAAAAAGUAUUUAUAUGACGUUUUCAAGAAAGGAGACAGAGCUUUUGUUUCAGGAGAUCUUAUAAUGAUGGAUGAGCUUGGAUAUCUUUAUUUCAAGGAUAGAACAGGAGACACAUUCAGAUGGAAAGGAGAAAAUGUAUCUACUUCAGAAGUGGAAGCUAUAAUCAGCUCUUUACUUGAAUUAAAAGACUGUAUUGUGUACGGUGUUGAGGUUGGUGAACUUGAGGGGCGAGCUGGUAUGGCUGCUAUAGUGGAACCUUCAGGAACAUUGGAUUUUGAUGGCCUUGCUAAUUCUCUAAAAACUUCUCUUCCUUCAUAUGCUAUUCCUUUGUUUAUUCGACUGAUUCCCGAAGUUGCUAUAACAGGGACUUUCAAAUUGAAGAAGACUGAUUUGGUUAAAGAUGGUUUUAAUCCUUCUACUAUUAAAGAUCCUCUUUUUUUCCGUAAUGGGUCAACUUAUGUACCUCUAACUAAAGAGUUAUAUGAACAAAUAAUCUCUGGAAAAAUAAGAGUUUAA
This is a messenger RNA of Nezara viridula (southern green stink bug), 1820 nucleotides long. Lineage: Eukaryota; Metazoa; Arthropoda; Insecta; Hemiptera; Pentatomidae. The record is from the annotation of a GenBank genome assembly.